Molecule: messenger RNA, 4820 nt
Organism: Balaenoptera musculus (blue whale)
Lineage: Eukaryota; Metazoa; Chordata; Mammalia; Artiodactyla; Balaenopteridae
Gene: YARS1
Product: tyrosyl-tRNA synthetase 1
Exons: 13
Coding region: 465-1886 (473 amino acids)
Biological process (GO): tyrosyl-tRNA aminoacylation
Molecular function (GO): tyrosine-tRNA ligase activity; ATP binding; tRNA binding
Source: RefSeq, a predicted model, not a curated record
CAAGGGUCCAGGCCGAGCAAGCCGAGCGACGAGUUCAGCUGAUGCAACUUAACUGGACCUGCGUGACAGUUCCCUGCACGCGGCGACGGCGGCGACUGAGAAAGGGGCGCGAGUGCUGGGGUGAGCGCGGGAGACGGAGGGGACAGAGCCAUGGGGGACGCUCUGAGCCCUGAAGAGAAGCUGCACCUUAUCACCCGGAACCUGCAGGUUGGGCCUCGGGGUUGGAAGUGCGCCGUUGGGGACUGGGGGCCGGAGGUCCAGUGAUCCUGAGCCCCGCUACGGGCUCAUAAGUGUGUGGGGCCGGGGACUCCGCGCCGAGGCCGCUCUGAGAGAGACUGCAGUCCUCCUGCCCGUCGGAGGUUCUAGGGGAAGAGAAGGUGAAGGAGAUACUGAAGGAGCGGGAACUUAAAGUUUACUGGGGGACAGCAACCACAGGCAAGCCACACGUGGCUUACUUUGUGCCUAUGUCUAAGAUCGCGGACUUCCUGAAAGCAGGAUGUGAGGUAACGAUUCUGUUCGCGGAUCUUCACGCGUACCUGGAUAACAUGAAGGCCCCAUGGGAACUUCUAGAACUCCGAACCAGCUAUUAUGAGAAUGUGAUCAAGGCAAUGCUGGAGAGCAUUGGGGUACCCUUGGAGAAGCUCAGGUUCAUCAAAGGCACUGAUUACCAGCUCAGCAAAGAGUACACGCUAGAUGUGUAUCGCCUCUCCUCUGUGGUCACACAGCACGAUGCCAAGAAAGCGGGAGCUGAGGUGGUGAAGCAGGUGGAGCACCCUCUGCUGAGUGGCCUGCUGUACCCAGGGCUGCAGGCCUUGGAUGAAGAGUAUUUGAAAGUAGAUGCCCAAUUUGGAGGAGUUGACCAGAGAAAGAUUUUCACCUUUGCGGAGAAGUACCUCCCUGCACUUGGCUACUCAAAACGGGUCCACCUGAUGAAUCCUAUGGUUCCAGGAUUAACUGGCAGCAAAAUGAGCUCUUCAGAAGAGGAGUCCAAGAUAGAUCUCUUGGAUCGGAAAGAGGAUGUGAAGAAAAAACUGAAGAAGGCCUUCUGUGAGCCAGGGAACGUGGAGAACAACGGCGUUCUGUCCUUCAUCAAGCAUGUCCUCUUUCCCCUCAAGUCUGAGUUCGUGAUCCUUCGAGAUGAAAAAUGGGGUGGAAACAAAACCUACACAGCUUACAUGGACCUGGAAAAGGACUUUGCUGAUGAGGUUGUGCACCCUGGAGACCUAAAGAAUUCUGUUGAAGUCGCCCUCAACAAGUUGCUGGAUCCCAUCCGGGAAAAGUUUAAUACCCCUGCACUAAAGAAACUGUCCAGCGCUGCCUACCCAGAUCCCUCGAAGCAGAAGCCAGCUGCCAAAGGCCCAGCCAAGAAUUCAGAACCAGAGGAGGUCAUCCCAUCCCGCCUGGAUAUCCGUGUGGGGAGAGUCAUUAGUGUGGACAAGCACCCAGAUGCAGACAGCCUGUAUGUGGAGAAGAUUGAUGUGGGGGAAGCUGAACCACGGACUGUGGUGAGUGGCCUGGUGCAGUUUGCGCCCAGGGAGGAACUGCAGGACAGGCUGGUGGUGGUGCUGUGCAAUCUGAAACCCCAGAAGAUGAGAGGAAUCGAGUCCCAAGGCAUGCUCCUGUGUGCUUCUGUAGAAGGGGCAAGCCGCAAGGUUGAGCCUCUGGACCCUCCUGCCGGCUCUGCUCCUGGUGAGCGAGUGUUUGUGAAGGGCUAUGAGAAAGGGCAACCAGAUGAAGAGCUUAAGCCCAAGAAGAAAGUCUUUGAGAAAUUGCAGGCUGACUUCAGAAUUUCUGAGGAGUGCAUCGCACAGUGGAAGCAAACCAACUUCAUGACCAAGCUAGGGUACAUCUCCUGUAAAUCACUGAAAGGGGGGAACAUCAGCUAGCCAACCUGGCGUCUUCCUCCCUUCUCAUCAUCCUGAGUCAUCUGCUGUCUCCUUAAUUUGCUCCAUCCAUCAUCUGCUUACCCAUCUCCCAGGACACUGAAGCAGGAAGUUUGGGACUGUGUUAGGUGCAAGACUUGGUGAGGGGCAGCUCAGCCUCCCCAGGAUCCAGGAUCACCCUGUCUGGCUGCAGGGAGAGGCUGACCUCCCGGGUAGUGAUGAGCGCGGGGCAGUGCAGGGAGUACAGCCCUACCUUCUUCCCUUGGCAGCUGACCUGACAAAUCUGGUUUCAAUAUAACAUAACUCAGAAAAAGUUUAUGCCAUAAUCCUUGUAACUGGAAAAAUAUUGGUUUCCAGUUUUCCUAGCGUUAUCCCAGCAGCUGUGCCUCUGGCUGGGAUCUGGUGCCUGAGCUGGGCUAAUUACAGCCUCUCCCCAACAGGAAACUGUGGGAUUUGAAAAGGGAAGGGAAGGGAAAACAGAGAACCUGGUGGUCUACCAAGUGGUUGGCAGCUUUCCCCAAUGCCUGCCAACCCUGAGGCUUGUCACUGGGGGCAGAGCCUGCCCCAGGACUCCUGGAUUGCCCUUUGAUCCUGCUGGGGGGACACUCCCUAAACCAGCUGCCUGUUGUUGGAUGGCACAGCCUGGUUCUUUCUUCAGGGAGGGUGUGGUACUUCUCCAUAAGGCAUCUCAAUCAGGACCGCUAAGCAUCAUUGUCAUAAAUUCAAAUAAAAUGUCUGAACAAGGGUGUCUGGACGGGACCUGUCUGUGAGCUGCACCAUCUCAGGAAAGGAGAGCACAGUGUGUAGCAGCUUCUGGGCCCCUCACCCAGCCUCGGGCUGUUUGUAUCUUGGACUUUUGACCCUGUAAUGGGAGCGGGGGUGGACUAGGCUGGAUGGCAAGACACCUUGACUUUCCCUUUAGCAGUGUUAAAAAGAAGAGGCUCACUUUACGGUCCAGAACGUUGUCCCUUCUAAAUGUGGGCCCAGACCACCACCUUGACCCACCCCAUUAAGAAGCAGCAGCCACAGCCAAGUUUGAAUCAUUUAAUUAAUUAACAUCUUCGAAUGAAACCCACACAGAGCUUUUUCCAUGUGUAUCACUCCAGCUUCAGGGCAGAGGGAAUAGAUUGUAUAGACAUAUCAAAGACUCAGAAACUUAAAGAAAUAUAUAUAUAUAUAUAUAUAUGUGUGUGUGUGUGUGUGUGUGUGUGUAUAUAUAUGUAUAUAUAUAUACACACACACACACACACACACUAACAUUUUUAUGGAAAUUAAAAAUCAGAGGCUUUUGGUCUCUCCAUGUGCACUAGGUCAAGCUCAUUUACCCAAGAGGACAAAAGGAUUGCCUCUUGGAGAUCCUCCCUUCUCCUUUCUACUCUGUCCCACCCAGUGGGGAAACAAGCUCAGAGGAAUCUAACUGAAGAUAAGGGGCUCCAGUAACAUAGGGAGGGGAGGGAAAGAAACACAGAAGGUGGGCUCCCUCCUACCUCCAGCAGCUCCGAGGCUGCUGCCAGGGCCUGGUGUCAUGGAAGCUUUGGCCUGUUCCUGGUUCCUGGUUCCCAGUUCCCGGGGGGUUGAGUCAGGAGCUCUGAGCAGAGGAGUGCUUACUGACUGUCCUCUUUCCCCAACUCACUGGGCAGGCACAGCACAUACCCAGCAGCAGCUCUCCAUUACCCAAAGGGCAGGGAAGAACAUUGGUUUAUAGCUACAGAGAGAAGAGAAUAGUGAGAGAGGGCCAUAGGAACCUGGGAUCUCAGACCACAUCCCCUGUGUUCCCAGCUCUUUUUCUGGGAGGGGGUCAACCUCUCUCCUGGGUGGAGGAGAAGCAGCUAAAAGCAAGGUCCCUUGCCUGGCUCAAGCCUGAGUCACUGUUGAGGAAAGAGGAUCAAGACAGAAAGAGUGACCUGGUGACAGCCAUGCUGCAGUGGAAGGAGGCACUAGGGCCACCCCCGUGGAGCCACCGGGGCCAGUGAGGAAACCAGCUUACCGAGAUAGGUGGCACAGGUUGAAAAUGGAAAGGUCAGUAAAAUUCCUGGAGGAGAGAUCAGUAGCGGAGGCUGAUGUCUAGGGGGGAACCACCCAGCCCGCCCCUAGGAGCGCUGAGUUCCCCCUCAUUGACUAGGGAAGAGUCUGUAAUAGAAUGCACAUUUGGCUUCCCAUCCUGUCACUCAGCGUCAGCUCCCCCCAGUGGAACCACCUGUGCUGAAAGACAGCUGCAGAAAGGACGUGCUCGGAGCAGAGUAAAGGUCAGAGGAUGAAAUCCAUAGGGCCGGGUCUGGGCCCACUGCCCAAAUAGGCUCUUCCCUGCCAGACCCACCCCUCCAUCCAUGUCCUCAGUACUUCCUGUCGAGCUGAAAGGAACCCAGCUUUGCCAUGGCCUGUGGCUCCUGCCUCUGAAGAGUCGUGCCCGCCCACCCCAACCUGAUCAAGUAAAACGGCCAAGUGCCCCAUGACGUGACUCUCUACUCUGUUCUCCCACUCUCUGAGGACAGAGAGAGCCUGUGGACCUCCCCUCUGGUUCUUUCUCCCCCACCCAUUUGGGCCCUGGCCGUCUCCCACUUCCUGUCCCCUGCAUGGAGCACCUGGCAGAACUAGAAGGCAGGAGGCUGGUUGGUGGUAAGUUGAGGCACAGGAGGGCUAACCCCCGCUGCACCUUUUGUGCUUUGGAAUUCCACAGCCCCACUCCUGCCUCCAGCCUGGAGAAGCCUGUGGGAAUACAACGACUUGCCUACCUCCAAGAACUAAGAAUAGUUGCAAACUGGAUCGGAGGAGGGGGACAGAUUAGUCCCAGCCAUGGGCUGGCUGCUGGGGACUGAUGCUGCUGCCAUGUAAACAGGCCCCUGGAAUGUGGCUUCGCGGGCCCUGGAGGAUGGACAUGCAGCCACUUUUCAAAAGUGCUUUGAUUCUGGACUACAGCAUGUGCAUGAUUUGGACAUU